GUAUCAGGGGACGACUGUCUCGGACGCUCCGAGCUUUGCGGCAUAAGUAUACCCGUAUACCCGUGCCGUGAGAGCGUCCGCAAUUCGCUCCGCCGCCCGAUCGUGUGAGGGGCGCCUCAAUCUCAAAUAUACCUCGGGAAAAUCUGUCGGACUCCACUGCAAUUCACUUGAUGCCCCAGCACUAGCUCCACGUGGAGUUUGCUCUCGCGCUGGCUAGCUACAAUCUCACCAACCAUUGAACCGUCGAUGAGCCAUCUCGACUUUCGCGUCGAUCACUGCUAUUCACGUGGGGGCUGCCCCAGUUCCCCCAGGAUGCCGGUAUCUCCGCACAUGACGCCUUUAAACUUCCUCAGAUCACACAGCCAUAAGGCUCGUCCUCCCCGAUGCAAGCCAUUUCUGUUUUACAACCAAGUAGGCGUUUCAAAACUGCUUUCAAAAAUGUCAACCGCAACGAUGGCACAAACUGGCACCUUCACCGAUCUUGAGAGAAAUGGCAAUAGUGCUCGGAUACAGGCUGUCGACGGCUUGAGCAUGGAUCCUGCAGUUUUCGAGAAGCUACUUCUAAAUCCCCAGAUCGCGGUAAAAUAUGAUCUUAGGAAAGACAUUCGCUAUUCCCACUCCAUUGUGAGUUUUCUGCCUCAGGUCUCGUCUAUCGGUAAAAGGCCGAUAGGUUUCAGGGUACUGGUCGGAUUCGGUAUCGCUCUCAGACCUCUGUUCUGCUAUUUGAUAGGAUGGAGAGGAUCGAAUCAGCAGAAGAUGGGGAGUGCUAUUACGUACUGCGCACAGGCAUAUAUAUAGCUUCUUCACCGCCAUUAGGGCACCAUUAUUCUUAUAUAUUUAUACCAAUAUAUACCACGUUUCCACCCCUACAGCUUGUCCAGGCCGUAACAUGGUAGCAAUGCCCUAAGAUUUCGACCUCCAUAUCGAUAUCUUAUUGCGAGCUCUUAAUUAAGUCCUCGACCCAUAUAUAUACCAUCCUCC
Messenger RNA from Hyaloscypha bicolor E, 981 nucleotides. RefSeq lists its product as uncharacterized. NCBI's taxonomy places the organism in Eukaryota, Fungi, Ascomycota, Leotiomycetes, Helotiales, Hyaloscyphaceae. The coding region runs from base 247 to 798 and encodes 183 amino acids. The transcript has a single exon. The record is from RefSeq and is a predicted model, not a curated record.